Messenger RNA from Dicentrarchus labrax (European seabass), 2562 nucleotides. RefSeq names its product galactosidase, beta 1 (gene glb1). The record is from RefSeq and is a predicted model, not a curated record. The transcript has 16 exons. Gene Ontology annotation, biological process: carbohydrate metabolic process. Bases 142 to 2085 code for a protein of 647 amino acids. Gene Ontology annotation, cellular component: vacuole. Gene Ontology annotation, molecular function: beta-galactosidase activity. NCBI's taxonomy places the organism in Eukaryota, Metazoa, Chordata, Actinopteri, Moronidae.
ACUUCCGCAACUCAUGAUGCCAACACUCAUUCAAAAUAUCACAGGGAAGUAAGUGCCGUAGCUGACUGUGUUCAAGGAAACACUGCAUGAAAAGGUACAUUCAUUGAAUUCUGCACUUGAAACCGAUGUGAGGACUCAAUCAUGUCUCUGCUCAGAUUUGGAUGCGUGCUGCUGCUGCUGUUUGGACAUUCACUCGGGGUACCUCGUUCAUUCAGCGUGGACUACAAGAAUGACUGCUUUCAGAAGGACGGGAAAGAGUUUCGUUACAUAUCAGGAAGCAUCCAUUACAGCAGGAUCCCCAGAGUCUACUGGAAGGAUCGACUGCUCAAGAUGUACAUGGCAGGACUGAAUGCCAUCCAGACGUACAUCCCCUGGAACUACCACGAGGAGUCUCCAGGCCGGUACAAUUUCAGUGGAGACAGGGAUGUGGAGUAUUUCCUUAAGCUGGCCCAAGACAUCGGUUUAGUGGUCAUCCUUCGGCCUGGACCCUACAUAUGUGCCGAGUGGGACAUGGGUGGGCUGCCUGCAUGGCUUCUCAACAAGAAAGACAUUGUGCUGCGGUCUUCAGAUCCAGAUUACAUUGCAGCUGUAGACAAGUGGAUGGGAAAGUUACUGCCAAUUCUAAAGCCUUAUCUCUACCAGAAUGGUGGUCCUAUCAUCACUGUGCAGGUGGAGAAUGAAUACGGCAGUUAUUUCGCCUGUGACUACAACUACUUGCGUCACCUGUCCAAGCUAUUCCGCUCUCACCUGGGCGACGAGGUGGUGCUCUUCACCACAGAUGGAGCCGGGCUAGGUUACCUAAAGUGUGGCUCGAUACAAGAUCUCUACGCCACUGUUGACUUUGGGCCUGGUGCUAAUGUAACCGCUGCAUUUGAUGCACAGAGACACGCUGAGCCUCAUGGACCUUUGGUGAACUCUGAAUUUUACACUGGCUGGCUGGACCACUGGGGGUCACAUCACUCUGUCGUGUCAUCUACCAUAGUGGCCAAGUCCCUCAACGAAAUCCUGGCUGUUGGAGCUAAUGUCAACCUGUACAUGUUCAUAGGAGGAACAAACUUUGGAUACUGGAAUGGUGCCAAUGCUCCUUAUGGCCCGCAGCCCACAAGCUACGACUACGAUGCCCCGCUCACGGAAGCAGGAGACCUCACAGAGAAGUACUUUGCUAUUCGGGAGGUGAUCAAAAUGUACCGUAAAAUACCAGAGGGACCCAUACCACCAACAACUCCAAAGUAUGCAUAUGGGACUGUCGUGAUGGAAAAGCUCCAGACAAUAUCGGAUGCCUUAGAAAAACUGUCGUUCUCCGGACCUGUGAAAAGCAUCUAUCCUCAGACUUUCACUGAACUCAACCAGGCCUUUGGUUAUGUGCUCUACAGGACGGCUCUGCCUGUUGACUGCAGCACACCAACGCCACUGUCCUCUCCACUCAACGGCGUCCAUGACAGAGCGUAUGUGUCAGUAGACGGGGUGGCUGUGGGGAUUCUCGAGAGAAACAAAGCCAUAACUGUCAACGUGACGGGGAAAGCUGGCAGUCAGGUUGACAUACUGGUGGAGAACAUGGGCCGAAUCAACUACGGAAGAGAAAUCAACGACUUUAAGGGCCUGGUGUCCAAUCUGACUCUGGGGAAAGACACACUCCUCGGUUGGACCAUGUACAGUCUCAGUAUCGAUGAAGCGGUCAGUCAGGGACUUCUCGGUGAACUUAAACCAACAGAUGCUCCUCAGCCUGCUGCUCUUUCCCUUCCGGCCUUCUACGAGGGAAGCUUUAUCAUUCCGGACGGCAUCCCAGAUCUGCCCCAGGACACCUACAUCAAAUUGCCCAAAUGGAGGAAGGGGCAAGUUUGGAUUAAUGGCUUCAACUUGGGACGUUACUGGCCGUCCCGAGGCCCUCAGGUAACAGUCUUCGUCCCAGCCAACAUCCUCAGCACGGCUGCACCCAACAAUGUGACUGUCCUGGAGCUGGAGGGGGCUCCCUGCGACUCAGGGCCAUGUAGUGUGGAGUUCACUACCACCCCGAUCCUGAAUGCAACAGUCCAGUCUGAUUACAAACAGCACCGGAGACUCUUCGCUAAAGACGAUUUGUUUUGAUAACAAGGGAACUCACUGCUGCACAAAAUCAAUUUGCACUUUGUUUGAUUUUUAAAAAGCUGUAAUAUGUGAAUCUGGGACAUGGCAUCAAUGAUUGAAUGUGUCUUUAUGAAAAGUGAUGAAAGCCAAAUGCUGUAUUUAACCAUCACAUUGGUAUGUGAGUGUCUCUACCUCACUGGACAUUUUCAUUCGAAGCCUUUUUUUUCUCUUCACAAAGGGAUUAUUGACAAUUGAAGCAUUGCCAAAACAUCAUAGCAGCCUGUAUUUCAGAGAAUGUUUUAUUUUUUUAUGUGGAAAACACAUCAGGGGAAAUGUAUUAUGUAUUAUGAUACAACUACAGAUACAUUGGGACUGAUGAUCUGUAGCUUAUAUUGAUUUUAAACUUAUUUUGCAUACACUCUAAACCUGUCUGAUAUAAUGCUUAUAAAGCAUAUGCCUUUUUAAAGCAAAAAAAUAAACAAUAUGAUUUAAAUAAUA